This is a messenger RNA of Paramuricea clavata, 706 nucleotides long. NCBI's taxonomy places the organism in Eukaryota, Metazoa, Cnidaria, Anthozoa, Malacalcyonacea, Plexauridae. The record is from the annotation of a GenBank genome assembly.
AGCAAAGCAAGAACACCGAUCAGAAAGCCAGAUCCAGGGAAGACAAAUGUCCUAUUUGUCUGUGUAACGUUACAGAUAAGAAAACCUUAAGUAAAUGUGGCCAUUCAUUUUGUGCUGGCUGUAUUGAUGUCGCAUUUAGACAUCAGAAGAAAUGUCCAGUUUGUUCACAAGUUUAUGGUCCUUUAAUUGGAAAUCAGCCUCCAGGAACGAUGACUGUUAAUGCCCAGUCGACAUCUCUUCCUGGUCUUGGACUGUGCGACACUAUUGUUAUAACUUACAGGUUUCCAAAUGGGACACAAGGCCCAAACCAUCCUAAUCCUGGUAACUCAUAUUCGGGAACAAUCCGAAUUGCUUAUUUGCCCGACAACAAAGAAGGACGAAAAAUUCUCAAUCUGUUGAGGAAAGCAUUUGAUCAGAAAUUGAUGUUCACAAUUGGACGAUCAAAGACAACUGGAGCUAAUAAUGUUAUAACUUGGAAUGGUAUUCACCAUAAAACCAGCAGAACAGGAGGACCAACAAAGUAUGUUGAAAACUUGAAACGUUUUUGUAAAGGAUGAAUAACAGGUUGAUAAUUCACUUUCUAAAAAAUACCUUAAUAGAUCUAAUUCAAUUACAUGUUGACUUUUAUUUCAGCUUUGGUUAUCCGGACCCAGAUUACCUGAAGAGAGUUCAAGAUGAUCUGGCCGCGAAAGGAAUUACGGAAUAA